AUGCCAACAGAAUACGUUGAUGAUCCCGAAAUUGGUUAGUUUUAGUUGAGAUGUUAUUGUUAGUGCUUAAUUUCAAGAUGAAGAAGAUGAUGGAUCUACUACAACCCCCUCUGUCACUGUUUCCACAAAUCAAAGUAGCAUCACAUCCUCUUCCACCACUACGAAAGCUAGUUUAACCUUAAAACGAGUAUGCCCUGAUUCAUCUUGGACAUUAUUUGAUCGUGGAACUUAUGGCUGGUGUGUUCUAGUGCUUGCCACUAAACUCACAAUGCUUGACUAUUCAGCAGAAUGUCAGAAAUACAGUUCGAAUGCAGUUGUAAGUGGAUUGCAAAAUCAAAAUGAACUCACAACAAUUUCCGAAUUGGCCAAAAAAAUAGAUCCCUCAAUUGUUGAAAUAUCGGUUGGAUUAAGAGUCGAUGUGUUUUGUUCUAGUGUGCCAUGGCAGCCAGAACUUCCGAUUUAUUGCGAACUUGACAGAUUGUUAUGGACAGAUGAUCAUACAACUGGAACUGAUGGUCUAAUAUGGGCUGCUGGCCAACCGCUGAUUCCACAAAUAGAAUCACCUCAGAGAGCAGUUCUUCUUGUGCAGGAAGAUGAAUUGGAAGUAUUUGAUAUAACUGGAACUCCUGAUGGAACUGUUUGUGGUGUCGAAGCGAAAGAAGAAUAUGUUUGA
This is a messenger RNA of Caenorhabditis angaria, 673 nucleotides long. The record is from the annotation of a GenBank genome assembly. NCBI's taxonomy places the organism in Eukaryota, Metazoa, Nematoda, Chromadorea, Rhabditida, Rhabditidae.